Aspergillus novofumigatus IBT 16806 is the source of this 912-nucleotide messenger RNA. RefSeq names its product SDR family NAD(P)-dependent oxidoreductase. The transcript has 2 exons. The record is from RefSeq and is a predicted model, not a curated record. NCBI's taxonomy places the organism in Eukaryota, Fungi, Ascomycota, Eurotiomycetes, Eurotiales, Aspergillaceae. Gene Ontology annotation, molecular function: oxidoreductase activity. Bases 86 to 838 code for a protein of 250 amino acids.
UGCGAACAACCAACGUAGCCCCUCACUUCUACACUUCCAACACCCACAUCUAUAAUCUAUAACCAAGUAACCCGCGUAUACAAGCAUGGACUCCGUCAAAAACAAAGUCUACGCCGUCACCGGCGUCGCAGGGAUCGGCCUAGCCGUCGCGCAGCAACUGCACGCCCGCGGCGCGCGCCUCUCCCUCGCCGACAUCGACGCCAACGCUCUAACCAGCGCAUUCGCGAAACUCGGCUCCGACAGCGAGACGGUCCUGACAACAGUCGUGGACGUGGGGUCCUCCACGUCCGUGGAUGCGUGGAUCGAGGCCACGGUGCAGAAGUUCGGGCGGCUGGACGGCGCGGCGAACAUGGCGGGGACGAUUGGGCGGAAACAUGGGGUGGGGAAGCUCGUGGAGCAGGAUGACGAGGAGUGGGAUUUUCUGCUUAGGGUGAAUCUCACGGGGUUGAUGUAUUGUCUGCGGGCGGAGGUGAGGAGUAUUGCGGCGACGGCGGGGGAGGGGAGUAUUGUCAAUGCGACGAGUAUUCAGGGGCUGAGGGGAUUUGCGCUGCAUGCGGCGUAUUCGACGACGAAGCAUGGGGUUGUGGGGUUGACGAAGAGUGUGGCGAAGGAGGUUGGCCCGGCUAUUAGGGUUAAUGCGAUUGCUCCGGGGGUAAUCCAGACGCCGUUGCUUGACAAGGCUCGUGAUAUUCAGGGUACGCUGAAUGCUAUGCCCACGAUUAUCCCGCGCAUUGGCACGGCGGAUGAAGUCGCGCAGUCUGUGCUGUUUCUGCUGAGUGAUGCCUCGUCGUAUACGAGUGGUUUGGUUCUGAAUGUCGACGGUGGUUGGGAUCCUUGAGCGGGAUCUGAUCUAUGAGGUGUAGUUAACACAUGAGCAAUGUAUGUCAUCAUUUAUCAAGUAGCGAAAGGGUA